AUGGGCCAGAUUCUGGGCUGUCAAAGCGAAGAAGCGGCAGCGCAGCUCAAAAAGUCCAAGGAAAUUGAAAAAGAGAUCGUACAAACAGAAGAAAUUCGAACGCUUCAGAAACUGCUGCUUCUUGGUGGGUGCACAUACAUACAAUUUACAGUCGUUGGUCUCGUAAAUUUCGUGCAAACUGUAAACGAACUUUCCAUAUGACUUUUCAGGGCCCGGCGAAAGUGGCAAGAGCACAUUCGUAAAGCAAAUCAAGUGAGUUGUAUGCGGUUUUUUCCCUUACAUUUUUGUCUCUUUUGAACUGUGUAAAAGGCCAAGUGCUCUUCGAGUUUUGGUUAGAUAUAUUAUUAUAUAAAUGAAGGGUGGUGGUGCUCAAAGUGAGGCCCUUACAUUUCAAUGAAAUAUGGCACAAAUUUAGACUACAGCUUGGUAAUAUUAGUAUCCAGUCUGUCGGGAAAAUAAUGAGUGCUUGUCGCUGCAAAGAUAUCGGGCUGUCGGAAAAAUAACGGCGGAUUAGCGGAGAUGACAGCAAAAUGUCUCGCCUCGCCGCUAUCGCGCACCAAAUCCCCAGCCGCGGCUUUCAGUCGCAGAGCGAUGAUGGGCGACUCCAAGGCGCGACGUUCCGCCGUUAUUUUCUCGACAGACUGAUAAUAUUGCUGAAAUAAAAAGCAAUUUGAUUUUGUCGCGACACAAUUCAUUUUUUCGGAGGCGAUACGAUUUUCAAUGCAACAGGCCAUUAUUUUCCCGACAGACUGAUAUUUUUUUGGUUCGCGGACCUUUUCUUCUUUCGCGUAUUGCAUUUUGAACUUUUUCCAAUGCUUGCGGCCAAUGCACAGAUCAUUUUUCUCUCUUCGCACAGUGCAAACCACAAAAAAGCCAGUUGCACUGUGCAAAUUUUUGAGCAAAACCGUGUAGAUGCAGUUUGGAGAAGCUAGUGUCGCAGCGAUAUUUGCAGUGCACAGUGCAAUAUCAGUCCGUCAAGAAAAUAUGUAGCGGGUCGUAAAAUGUGUCCCCUCGUCGAAAAAAGGUAAAACCAAAGUUGCUGCUGCAGCUAGCCGAUGACGGGCGAUUCCAAGGCGUUACGAAUCUAAGCUAUUUUCCUGGCGGGCUGAUACAUAUACUGUAUGCAAAAUACAAGAAAUUGUAAGGAAGCAAAAGCAUUUACUUGUUUUAAAUUAUUAUUAUUUAUCGUUGUACGCCACACGUCAAACUGAGGAGUCCGGUGACCGGAAUAGACUCUCCGCUAUCGGUUUUUUACACUUCUUCUAUUUCGCGAAGAAAGAGAGAAAAAAGACACGCAAAAGCGUACUCUCUCGCCCCAAAAAAUUCCCCAUUUCUUCCCCGACAAAACGUUUUUUCGCGUCUUUUUUUUUUGGCAAAUGGCCAAUCCAUUCACCGAACCGUUUUAGCUUAUCUCAGUUUGACGUGCGACGACCCGAUACCCCUAUUUUACCGGCCGACUGACAACUAGAAUUUCGAUGCCUUCUAACGCGAUUUUUGUCACCCGAUUUAAAAAGUCUCAAAAAAGGUAGAAUAUGUCAACCUACCUUCAACCAACGUUUGGUUCAAUAUAAAUCUCAGCAGCAGUUUGGGGAAGAACCGCUUCUGCAUUUGGUGCUAGUUGUAUAAAGGUUCCUGUGUGUUCAAGAUUCAAAAAAAAAAAAUCUGAGCCUCGCACUUUGACCGGUUCAUUUUUGAAGACCACCCUUUCUUUCAGGAUUCUUCACAACGACGGAUUUGGAAAGUAUGAACUGGAACAAAAGCGAUCCGUUGUCUUCAACAAUAUUGCUUUGGGAAUUCUGGAGAUUGUCAAAGCAAUGCCUGACCUCAAUUUGAUCUCAAAUAACCCGACAUUCGAGGUGAGUUCGAGGAAUUCGUUGUUGCCGCUUGAAAUUUGUUGUACAUAGAUUUUUUGUCUGUAUAAAUCUGUAUGACUGUAUAAAAGUUUCAUCAAAAUCUGAGCGUCGCAUUUUGAGCACUUCUCCCUUGAAUUUUAACGGCCUUAAAGUGUUGCAGAGCUACGUCGAGAUGGUGGAAAGGUACGCGCAGAACGACGAACACUUCCUCACUUUCCCCAAGGACAUUGCACACGCCGUCAAGUGUUUGUGGUCCGAUGAGACCGUGAAGGAGGCGUUUCAGCACCGGAGCCGGUUCCAAUGUUCGGAUUCGGUGGCACAGUAAGCUCAAAAAUAGUCGUCAGAUUUCACACAAAAGCACUUGUUUAGUUUCUUGGAUAGUAUCGAUCGAGUGGCCGAUCCGGCGUACACACCGACCAAUCAAGAUAUUCUCCAUGCUCGAGUCGCGACGACUGGAGUCGUGGAGUUCAAGUUUAAAUUUAAUGACAUUAACUUUGCGUAAGUCUUAAUCUUUUUGGGCGAUAUUUGGAUGUUGAUUAGUAAGGCAAAUUGUUUCACUUUGUCGGGGAAAUAGUGAGUAUUUGUCGCUGUGCCGAUUAUUUUCCCGACAGACUGACAAAAGGCGGCAAAAAGUCCUGGGAAUUUCUUAUGGCCGAAAAUUCUGCUCAGACCGCGACACCGUAUACCAAAAUUUAUUUUCUCGGUGACGAUUUUCGAAGCGACAGAGUGCUCACUAUUUUCCCGACAGACUGAUGAAAAACAAACUUUUUAAAAUCCAUUGAACUCAUGUCUUUUCCAGAAUAUACGACGUUGGCGGGCAGCGCUCCGAACGCCGAAAAUGGAUUCAUUUCUUCGACAAUGUGAACGGGUUACUAUUUGUGGCGGCCAUCAGUGAAUACGAUCAGACUUGUCGCGAGGACAACGAAACUGUAGGCACUCAAAAAGGAUAUUGUAAAAAAUCGAUAAAAAAAAUUUCAGAAUCGACUGGUCGAAGCGCUCCAAGUCUUUGAGGAGUCGGUAAACAACAAGUGUUUCCUAAAGACAUCAACAAUAUUAUUCUUGAAUAAAAUUGAUUUAUUCCGAGAAAAAAUCAAAAAAGUUCCACUAACAGUCCUUUACAAACAAUAUCCUGGUGAGUUGUAACAGGUUUUUUUAAAAUUUUAAAAAGUUUUUCCGGUUUUUUGUACGAAUUUAUUAACAAGAGAAGUACCCCCAAGUGCAACGCUCAAAUUUUUCUAAAAUUUUGCACACACGUUCCGAAUAGGCCACAUAGAAACUCCUGAAAAUUUUAGCCCUCGCUUUGAAGAAACAGCCGAGAUAUUCAACAAUUUCUAAGGCCGAAAGAACACGCGAAAGGCUGAGUGCGGUCAGAGAAGGAACACUUUUUUGAUCUAUAUCUUUGCCAGUUUUGCGAGGAAAAAAUUGAUUUUUUGUGGAAACAUUGUCCUUGGCGGUAGAAAUUGGCAUGAAACUUUUGAUGUCUAAAUUCGAAAAAAAAAAUUUAAAAAAAAAAUUUCAUUUUUUGCCAAUUUUUGGUAAAAAAAUACCGGUCUCUCUGCAAAGCGCGAGAGUCGCUUGGCAUAGAAAAAAAACUUUCAAAAUUUGUGCCAAGUUUCAUCAAAAUCUGAGUGUCGCCCUUUGGAGAAUUCUCCUUGUAAAAAUUUUUUGUCCCCUUUAAAAUUUAUGCAAUUUUUAGGUGGAAUGGACUACGAAAAUGCCAUAAAAUUUAUCCGAUCCCGUUUCGAGAAGGUCUAUAGAAACCCCAACUCCCUCUAUGUGCACGAGACUUGCGCCACGGAUACGAAACAAGUCCAGAAAUUGUUCGACGCCGUGCUGGAUCGAAUCGUCACACAGAACUUGAAAGAGACUGGAAUGGUGUAA
Bursaphelenchus xylophilus (pine wood nematode) is the source of this 3734-nucleotide messenger RNA. Lineage: Eukaryota; Metazoa; Nematoda; Chromadorea; Rhabditida; Aphelenchoididae. The record is from the annotation of a GenBank genome assembly.